AUGCUAUUGACAAACAAAAUCAAAACGGUCGUCGACUAGUCGAUUUCUGUUUAUUUAAUAGCUUUAUAGUUACUAACACAUUCUUCCCACAUAAAACAGUCCAUCAAGGCACAUGGAUGCAUCCAAAAACAAAACAAUGGCACAUGUUAGAUUAUGUACUAGUUAAUCGUAAAUUUCGAUCUAGUGUACAGGAUGUACAAGUUCAUAGAGGUGCUACUGGUGGUAUUGGAACAGAUCAUCAUUUAUUACGAGCUAAAAUUCGUUUACAUCUGAAAUGUUGUAAAAAAACAGAAAAAAUAUCGGAUAAGACUUGA
Rotaria sp. Silwood1 is the source of this 314-nucleotide messenger RNA. NCBI's taxonomy places the organism in Eukaryota, Metazoa, Rotifera, Eurotatoria, Philodinida, Philodinidae. The record is from the annotation of a GenBank genome assembly.